Messenger RNA from Saccostrea cuccullata (small rock oyster), 1879 nucleotides. Its product is annotated as calcitonin gene-related peptide type 1 receptor-like. The record is from RefSeq and is a predicted model, not a curated record. The coding region runs from base 1 to 1680 and encodes 559 amino acids. The transcript is spliced from 12 exons. NCBI's taxonomy places the organism in Eukaryota, Metazoa, Mollusca, Bivalvia, Ostreida, Ostreidae. Gene Ontology annotation, molecular function: G protein-coupled peptide receptor activity. Gene Ontology annotation, cellular component: plasma membrane. Gene Ontology annotation, biological process: cell surface receptor signaling pathway; adenylate cyclase-modulating G protein-coupled receptor signaling pathway.
AUGGUGUUAAGGGCGCUAACAUGUGAAGGCCGGGAGUUGAGGGUAACUGGGGAAGAAAGUUGCAGAGAAAGAUCUGGAGCAAAACUGACAGACCAAGCCUACAAACACACAACCUGUACUUUAUGUUAUCAAUUCCUUAUAAAAGAAAAUAGAGCAUUCCGUACAGGUUAUCACACCAAAUAUACAGGUGAAAAAUGCUUGUAUAGUUUGAACCAAAGUGAAUUCCUCUGCCCUACGCACGACAACCACACAAUUAUGAGUUAUGUCUGUGAAACUAUAUCAUCUGAUGAAAAAUGUAUGCAGUGGAAAAUGUGCUGCGAGAGUGCUUGGGAGUGCUGCCUCUCUCAAAAACUGCAAAACACUACGACACCACAGGGCGCUUUCUGUCCGAUGACGUGGGACGGUUGGGAAUGCUGGGAGAGAACUCAGUCUGGAAAAGUUACCAGACAUGAAUGUCCGACUUUUAUACCGUAUACUCCAAAGGAGGCUGAAGCUAAGAAAUUCUGCACGGAGAAUGGAACUUGGUGGAGGGACAAAUCCAAACUGGAACACACAGAUUAUGACGAGUGUCUCAGUGUUACACAGCUACAGGAAACAAUUGAUUUUUUCAAAGAUGUAACCCUGGUUAGAAUCGCCGUAAACAGCGUUGGGUUGCUGCUUCUAGUGUCAUCUAUCGGUCUCUUUCUUCUUUACAGACAACUUCGAAUUCAGCAAAGGAUAAAACUUCACAUUCAUCUAUUCCUCUCUCUGCUCGUUAGAGGAAUCAUCGAACUCUUCUGGGAUGUUAUUAUUCGAUACAAAAGAGUGGAAGAUCACUCUCACGAUGCUGACCAGAUUGGAUGCAAGAUACUUUUUAUUCUAAAUCGAUUUGGAUGGUCUGCACCAUUUUUCUGGAUGCUUUGUGAAGGGUUUUUUCUACACAGACUUCUUAUUAAGACAUUCGAAAGACAAAAAACAUUGAUAUUCUAUUACCUUUUCGGAUGGGGAACACCACUUCUUCUCACGAUUAUUUAUCUCAUCGCAAAAAUAUCAUCAGAUUCAUCGUCAAAAAUAGCAUCAGAAAACAAUUGCUGGUUGGAUUCCUCCUCAUCAGGAAAGGACCUAUAUUGGAUCAUCUUUGCACCUACCAUAUUUUGUCUAGUGCUUAAUUUAUUAUUCUUUAUCAACAUUCUUCGAAUCCUUGUCAGGCAAGUCCGAACAUUACCUUCAGAACCUAGCAAUUUUAGAAAGGCCCUCAAGGCCACUUUCAUUUUGAUUCCUUUAUUUGGACUUCACCAGUUCUUUCUCAUCUAUCAACCCACGGCCGAGGAUUCGGCUUAUAAUUUCUUCCAGAUGGCAGGAGGAAUCAUCAAUAAUGCUCAGGGAAUCAUAGUUGCAUUGAUCUUCUGUUUUGCAAAUGGGGAGGUUAUAUCCCAUCUAAAAUCAUCCUACGAUACCAUGCGGCUUCAACAGAGCAUAGACCGGAGGAAAAGUCUGACGACGUCACAGACCAACACGCGCCGCCUGUCGGCAUCGUCUGUUAACAUCAACCAGAACGGACUCCCGCACGUGUCGUCGUUCCAAGAUAUAAGCGACACCUUGAAUCUCGCUGACAAUAAUAACAUUCCAAUGGAAGAUUUUCAGACAAAUGGUAUUACUAAUCCAAACUGUGAGUCCAAAGAAAAUGAGGAAGUGCAGUAACGAAUUCUAACAAAGGUUAUACUAUGAAUACAAAUUAAUAGGAUCUUUUAUGCAGGGUGCUUUGUGAAUUGCAUUUUUAUAUAUGUUACGAAAAUUUGAAAAAAAAAAGUGUUUCAUGAUUGGUGAAAUUCUUUGAAUACUAGUAUUAGCUUUGAAGGUGUCAACGGCAUAUCUACAGCUUGUUGGUCUGAAAAAUUGC